UCUGAUUGAACAACUCAGCCAGUCAGACAGUGAUAACUAGGAAAGCUAUUAGCGCCAAAAUACACCAAAUUAUUGAUAGCAUAACUCUACUUUAGCCACGGAGGAUGUUUCCAUGGUGAUCAAACUUUACGUUUAACGACACUUUACCAUGACAACAUACUAGCUAGCUGCUGAUGUUAGCUUCGAGGAUGUACUAGGAGUUAUAUGCUAGCCGUUUAAUGGUUUGUUACACCCACAGCCUGAUUACUAAUGUGAACAGAGAUGUCAUCGGGGUUUCAGACCUCCGAUUCUCAGAGUAUUGGGCUUCCCAGUAAUAAUGGCGCUCACGUUUUACAGUUUGAAUCCCCACCGAUCAAUACAAAACGACCACAAGGCGAAACAGGGGUUCAUGACGCGUCUCCUCGGCUGAGAUUUGACAGCCUGACACUGGAUGAAUUAAGUGAGGAGCUUGAUAGGCGCACUAGAGAAACCCAGAGGCUUCAGGAUGAGGUGGAAAAUGCAACCAAACUAACCUUGGAGAGGUUUGGCCGCAUCAGCUCACCUGGACAAAGCUGUCACAACCACAGGUCCAAUGUCUAUUACUCAUCUGGGAAUUCCACUGUUCCUUCAGUCCAGCAGCAGGCAGUGAAUCAGCCCCUGGUCUGUGAUCUUGAUAGUUUAAACCAAGCUGUGGCCCAAAGGGAUAUCUGCUCUCCUGGAGAGGAGGUGUUUGAAAAUGUAAAAGAUGGCCGUCUGCAACAUCUGUCUGACUUGCAGCUCAACAAGACACAUGAUCAACCUGUACAAGAGAAACUCAGUUGUGACAAAACCAUCAUGAACCUGCAGAUGAAGUUGCAUAAUGUCCAGAUGGAGAAGGAUGUCCUGUCCGACCUCAGAUUGAAGGAUUCGACAGAACAUGUUGGUCAGAUGGAAAAGAUGCUGUGCAUGUUGGAGGAGCUCCAAAACAUCAAAAGGGCCGGGGACCAGAAACUGCAGGAGACGGAGGAUGAGGCGCUGGCGCUUAACAGGAGAGUAGAGAUGUUGGAACAAAAUGUAAAGGAGAUGUACGCCUCACUGUUAUCUCAAGAGAAACAGUGUGGAGACAACACCAUCACCAGUCCUAACAUCGCCAAGUUAACUGAGGAAUUUAACAAUGAGACAGACAAGCUACAGGGGAGACUUUAUAUGUCAAUGGAACACCGGGGCAGUGAAGAAAACAGUGGAGUCAAUGAGUAUAAAGAAAGCAUGGAAGACUUGAUUGCAAGUCUUGGCCAGGAGGUGGGGCUGUUGACCGACAAACUGAGCUCAUCGACAAACAACAGCAUCAGCUUAAGUGUCAAAUUAGAGCUGCUCAAGAAACUUGCAGAGAGACAAACAUCAGUGCACCAGUGUCAGGUCACUGAACUUGCAUCUGCCCUCUCCAGCCAUAAAGAUAAGGUUUGUUGUCUGGAUCAGCAGCUCAUUCAGGCUCAGUCCCAGCUGGUGGAUGCUCAGAGACAGAAGGAGCGAUCUUCACAACAAACAGAGGAGCUUCAGUCCCAGCUCAGCCAACUCAAGAGGUGCGGUAAGCAGCAGCAGUGUGAGCUCCAGGAGGAGGUAAAGGUCCUGAGAGGACAGCUGGAGGCAGCCAGGGAGCAGCUUGGCAGAGCUGGGGAGGAGAAAACCUGCCUGCAGGCCCUGCUGGAGCAGAGGGCCCAGGAGGGGAGGAAAUCCCAGGAACUCCUGGAGGAGAAAAACAAGGAACUUCAGCUCAGGCAGCAUGAAGCCCAGCAGCAUCUUUCCAGGUUGGAAGAGGCUCAAAACCAGUGCCAGACCCUGCAUGCAGACACAGAGACACUGAGGCUGAAGCUGGGUGACCGAGAUAAGAUGAUAGAUAUUCUGAGGUUGCAGAUGGAGAACAGCAUCCAGAUGACGGUGCAGCACAGCCACACCGCUGACAGUCUUCACCAGGAGAACAACCUCCUCAGCAACCAGCUAAACCAGCACAAGUUGGAGAUUCAGCAGCUCAGGGCCGAGUUAAACCAGCGCGAGUCGGACCUGGCCGCUGCGAAGCAGGAGAGGCGGCGGCUGCAGGCCUCUGUGACUGAACAAAGUCAGCAUGUUCAGGAGCAAAGUCUGGAGAAACAGCAGCUCACCACCCAGCUGGAGCUCCAGCAUGUGCAGUUACUCACCCUCACAACGGAGCGCAGGCAGCUGCAACAGCUCCACAGCUGUAAGGAGGAGGAGCACAAGGGUGUGGUGCUGAGGCUUCAGAGUCAGCUAAGGAACGCCCACGAUGAGCUGGAUCAGGUCAGGAGUACCCUGAGGACCCUGGAAGGAGCUGAAGGACACGGCCUCCGAGCGGCGAUGGACAUGCAGGAGAAGAUCACUGCCAGGAGGGAGCAGAUCGACUCCCUGCAAAGCAAAAUCCAACAUUUAGAGGAAACCGUGGAGAAGCUGCACCAGGAAAAGCACUACCAGAGCCUAGAGCACCAGCGUCAGCUCCAAGAACUUACCCUCGUCAGAGAGGAGAAGAGACAACUUGGCAGUGAGCUGGAGGCCCUUCGUUCCAAAGAUGAACAGUUGAGGGGCCGGAUCAGCCAGCUGGAGGCAAUCCUUCAUAAGAUGUCAGACAGCUUUGCAGACUGUCAAGAUUUCAUCCAGCUGCAGGAGCAGGAGUUUUUCCGUCUAAAACUCCAACAUGCCCUGGACUUGAAGGAGCUCCAAGGUCAAAAUUUGGACACAGCUCAGAAUGUACUUCCACCUGACCAGGCGCCCCCGCACCAAUCUGCACUCUCUGCUCCACCCUCCUCCCAGCACGCCUCCGACACCCAGAUCACGCCAAACAGGCAGCAGGAGAGCCCGGCCUGGGAGCUCAGGUCUCUCGUCAAGGAGCUGCGAGGGGUGAUUUCGGAGAACCAAAGACCACACACAGAUAACAACGCCACUGGCGGCAGCUUCCACAGGAGGAGGUCCGCACCGGAGAGAGUGCACAGAACCACAUUCAGUACUGACAAGCUUGAAGAAGUCAGGUCUUGCUCCAGAUUCAGAAGAAAAACCUGCGGCAGUGAGGCCCAUUUCCUGAAGACAGCUGAGCUGGACAGCAAAGUAAUCAACAACAAAUGUUCCAGUAAGAGCCCGGUUAUAACAAGUCCAGCAACUGCAGCGAGGCACACUUCCCUCCUACAGCUACUCUCACUGGGCCGCAGGUCCCCCGUCCAUUCUCUCCUGACCUCUGACGCAAAAAGCCAAGAAUGACCAGCAUAACACCAGGACUUGAGGCUGGCUCCUCUUAUCAAAAACUCCUGUUUUAUGUCAAAAGGCUCCCCAGAUGAAGAUGGUUUUAUAAAAUCACCAAUCAAGUUUAUUUUUGUAAUUUAUGUUUUAAAUAAAGUUUUUUCAAUGGA
Messenger RNA from Chelmon rostratus (copperband butterflyfish), 3365 nucleotides. RefSeq names its product coiled-coil domain-containing protein 158-like. The transcript is spliced from 23 exons. Bases 262 to 3216 code for a protein of 984 amino acids. NCBI's taxonomy places the organism in Eukaryota, Metazoa, Chordata, Actinopteri, Chaetodontiformes, Chaetodontidae. The record is from RefSeq and is a predicted model, not a curated record.